Messenger RNA from Brettanomyces nanus, 1734 nucleotides. RefSeq lists its product as uncharacterized. Bases 1 to 1734 code for a protein of 577 amino acids. The transcript has a single exon. NCBI's taxonomy places the organism in Eukaryota, Fungi, Ascomycota, Pichiomycetes, Pichiales, Pichiaceae. The record is from RefSeq and is a predicted model, not a curated record. Gene Ontology annotation, molecular function: nucleic acid binding; ATP binding; RNA helicase activity.
AUGCCACGAUCAGUACCCAUUUCACUUGAUCAGUUAAUUACACAACAGAGCAAAGGAAAAUUAAAGGAUGAGACUAUUGACCGUUCUCACACUAAAUAUGUUUCAAAGGUACAGAGAGAGAAGAUAGAGGCCGAAAAGAAGAAGAGACAAGUUGAAGAAGCGAAACAGGUCAGAGAAACCAGGAAACUUGAAGCUAAACAAGUCAGGCAAGUUGAAGAACCCAUCAAGGCUAGAAAAGCUGACAAGAAACAAAGUUCAAGUCUUCAACCAAAAAAACAGUUUCAAUUUGAAUGGGGAAACGAAGAAGAUACGUUAGGAGAUUUUGAACCAAUUAUAGAGACAGACGACUUGACAAAUGAUCAGCUUCUUCGCAAAAGAAGGAAAUACGAUGAUAUUCACUGGUCUCAGAAACCAUUAGAUAAGAUGACACCACGAGAUUGGCGAAUCAUGAAGGAGGACUACAAUAUUAGUUCGAAAGGUGGAAAGAUGGAAAAUCCUAUAAGGUAUUGGCAGGAGAUAGAGAUUGAUGGUUUGUUACUCAAACAACUUGAACGACUAGGUUAUAGAGAGCCUACACCUAUUCAAAGGGCUUCUAUACCGACAGGUUUGAAGAACCGUGAUGUAAUAGGAAUCGCAGAGACUGGUAGUGGUAAGACUCUUGCUUAUAUUAUUCCAAUUCUCAAUUAUGUGCUGAGACUUCCACCUUUAGCUGGUUUUGAGGGACCGUAUUCGUUGAUACUUGUUCCAACCAGAGAGUUGGCAUUGCAAGUUGAGAAAGAGUUUGAGAAAUUUUAUCGGCACCUUCGAUUUACCGUUGCCAGUUUGAUUGGAGGCCAUAGUUACGAAGAGAACGUGGCAAAGUUGGCGAAUGGGGCUGAAAUAGUCAUAGCUACACCUGGAAGGUUGAUCGAUUGUAUAGAGAGAAGCAUUGUGAAUCUUGAAAAAUGCUAUUUUCUUGUUCUUGAUGAGGCAGACCGAAUGAUAGACAUGGGAUUUGAGGAGCAGGUGAGCCAAAUUUUGGAUAAAUUACCAUCUGGAGAUACUAAUCCGUUUUAUUUUGGAGAAAAGGGGGGUAAACCUCAAAGAACUACAAUGAUGUUCACCGCUACUAUGCCAGAGGCUAUAGAGAAGAUAGCCACAGCAAGUUUACUUGAUCCUGUCACCGUUAUGGUUGGAGAAAUAGGUGAGGCAGUAGAAAGUGUCACCCAAAUAGCGAUUAAGACGUCAAUGGAUGAUGAUAAAAAGCUUCUAACGCUAAGAAAGAUUCUUGAAAGACGUAACUAUAGACCCCCGGUAAUCAUAUUUGCCAAUUACAAGAAGACUUGCGAAAUAAUAGGUGAUUAUUUGUCCCAGUCAGGAUUCAUUCCAGUUGUUAUGCAUGGAUCCAGGACCCAGGAACAGAGGGAAACUGCCAUAAGAGAAUUAAAGACAGGUAGAGCAGAUAUCUUGGUGGCUACGGAUGUGGCAGGAAGAGGUAUUGAUAUUCCAAAUGUCUCGUUGGUCGUAAACUACCAAAUGACUAAGGGAAUUGAAGAGUAUACACACAGAAUUGGUCGUACAGGUAGAGCAGGUAAGAAAGGUACUGCUAUUACCUUUUGGAAUGAAGAGACCGAUAAAGAUGUACUCUAUGCUCUCAAACAGAUGAUCCUUAGAAGUCCUUCAAGUAGAUGCUCAGAAGACUUGGACAAGAAUCAAUAUGCAAACAUCAAGCUGGAGAAGAAUAUCACUAACUAA